AUGUCCGCGGCGUCCCCGGCUCCCGCUUUCGGGCAGAAGUCGUCGAGGGCCAUGCUCAAAGAGGAGGUUCAGCGCCACCACCUCUCCGCGUGGCGGUUGCACAUAAAGAACGUCAAGACUCGCCGCGUCCGGCUGCAGUCCAUGCGCACGCGCAUCUUCAUCCGAGCCUGGCGACGCGCGUUGCACCGGUGGUCGAGAUAUGCGGCUGCCCGCGGCGCCGCGCGCAGGGCCACGCACAAGUCCGCGGAGGUGUCAUCCGCGAAGGUGGCAUCCCGCGGCGUCACCGAGGUGUUCCGCACGUGGCGCGCGCGCGUCGCGUCCUCGGCUCAGGAGGCCAGGAGGGUGGAGCGCGCCACGAACCGGUUCCGCGCGGUCAUGGCCAGAUCCGCGAGACGCGCGCUGAACACCUGGAGAGAACGCGUCGCGUUCAGGAAACACGUCGCGCGCGCGGCGGCGCAGCUCACGCCCGAGCAGCUCGCCGCCGCCGCGCAGGCGGCGCUCGCUGAGCCCGCGCGCGUCGCCGCGCAGAGAAAGCUCGUCGCGUACACAGCUGGCGCGGGACUCGUCGGGUGGGCGGUUUCGUGGCAGUCGACGGGCGAGGAAACCGCCAGGGCCAGGCGAGAGCUGGCCAAGGCGAGGGACAAUCACGACAAGUGCAGGUCCCUUCGCGAGGCCGAGGUGGACGACCUCCGCGCGCGGUUCCGGCACGCUGAGGCGCACGCCGCGGACCUGGCCAAGGCGUGCGAGUCCGCGGGCUCGACGGAUGCCCGACUCGAGUCGGAACUGAAAGAGUGCCUCGACCGUAAACACGCCGAGGCGGAUGCGCACGCAGCGUCCAUCGAGGCGCUCACCCAGGCUCGGGACGAGUCCGUGCUGCUGUAUCGCAACCAGGAGUACCGCGCGAACGAGUGCCAGAGGCGGUACGUCGAGGCGGUGACCACCACGCGCGUGGGGGUUCCAAACCUGGCGCACUUAGCGAAGGCUUCGCUCGGGGUGAACCUACCAUCGGUGGGCGGGGGCGAACUGGUGGUGCCCCUCUCCCCCGGCACCGUGGUCCUCGCGAUGGCCGGCGUCAUCGUCGUGAUGCUCGCGUGGAUCGUGAAGAUGGCGUCGCGACGCUCGAGGCUGGCGUCGACGGAGGCGAAGCUCCGCGCGGCGGAGGCGGAUUCGUCGCGGCUCCGCGACGCGAUCUCCGAGAUGGACAUGGCUGCGGCAGCGAACGAAUCGGAGCGCUCCCGGAUCGUCUCCGCGGAGGUCAGGGCGCACGUCAAGGACGAGCUCGACGCCGCGACGGAGGUGAUGAGCAAGCUGGCGAUGGCGACGGAGGAGGCGGAGGCGGCGGCGAAGACGGCGGAUGCGCGAGCGGAUCUCGCCGAGGCGAAGUUACGCAACGCAGAGUUUGAACUCGCGGAGACGCGCAAGGACCUCGCGAGGUUGAUGGAGGCGACGAGCCCGGAUAGGCGAAGGCCCGAAAGGGACGGGGCGGCUCUCGACCCGGACACGCCGCCCCCGAACGGCGAACCCGCGAGCCCGCGGUCGCCGCGAACGGCGGUUCGUCGGCGGGGUCCUCGCGCGAAGGUUUUCAACCCGCAUCGCGAUUUCGAGCUCCUCGCCGAGCUUCGCGGGUCGAUCCCAACGCUGCAGUCGCGGUGGAGGGAGGACGAGGCGUACGAGGACUGGGAGGGCGUCGUCAUCGGAUGGGACGGCGCCGAGGCUGGCCGCGUCGUGGAGCUCUCCCUCGCCGAGUGCGGCAUCGGCGAGCGAUUGCCGUCGCAGGUGUUUGAGCUCGCCGCGCUGAGGGAGCUGGACGUCAGCGGCAACGGGAUCGUCUCCCUCGCCGACGACGUCGUCAAGCUGGCGUCGCUGAGGGUGCUCAACGCCGAGGAUAACGACCUCGACGGGUUACCCACGUGUUUGGUGGAGCUGACGGAGUUGAAGGCGCUCCGAGUGGAGCGAAACGAGUACGUCAACCUCCUGGCGUCGAGAAAAUCGUCGUCGGCGGCGGCGCUCAUCGAGGAGCUCAGACGGCGCGGCUGCGUCGUGACCGCGUGAAAAGCGAUGGCGAUGUCGAUUACGAACGCGCGACGUCUUCUUCGCCCCCUUUUUAUAACAUUAGCUACAUGUCUCG
Messenger RNA from Micromonas commoda, 2128 nucleotides. RefSeq lists its product as hypothetical. The transcript has a single exon. Bases 1 to 2052 code for a protein of 683 amino acids. Lineage: Eukaryota; Viridiplantae; Chlorophyta; Mamiellophyceae; Mamiellales; Mamiellaceae. The record is from RefSeq and is a predicted model, not a curated record.